Molecule: messenger RNA, 1680 nt
Organism: Entamoeba invadens IP1
Lineage: Eukaryota; Evosea; Mastigamoebida; Endamoebidae
Product: paramyosin, long form, putative
Exons: 7
Coding region: 1-1680 (559 amino acids)
Source: RefSeq, a predicted model, not a curated record
AUGAUAGUAACUGAUGGAAUCAAUGAAUUAUCUGCAAGUGGGCACUUCUUGUUAGUCUCAAUUUUUGAGGUGACAGCAAAUGGAGUGACUUCAGACGCCAUGCCAGUAGUCAAAGAACUCAUGAAACAAAUUUGUGAGAAGGAUGGCAAAAGUUACACUGAAGAAUUUCAAAUUUCAUUAUUGAACUCAGAGAAAGAUGAGUUAGAAGAUAAAAAUAGAAAACUUGCUGAGUUGGUUAAGAAAAUUGAAGACGGACUGAUAGACUCUGAUAUGUUGAAAGCACAGAAAGCCGACUACAAAGCCCAAAUCCAAGCGUUGAAAGACGAUAUGGAGAAGACUGGAAAAGACUUGGCUGUUGUCGAUGCCAAAUUGAAAGACGCUGAAAGAGAAAAAGUUGCUCUUAACGAAGAAGUUGAAGCCGCAAUUGAGAAGUUGAGAAUUGCUAAGAAUGACUUGGGAAGAACUAAAGCCGAACUUGACCAACUCCAACAAAACUUUGACUACCUCAAGAAGAAUGCCGACACUGAUGCCGCUGAUAAGAAGAAACUCAAUGAAACUGUUAAUGAGAACAAUAAGAAGCUUGAGGAAUUGAUUAACGAAGAGCUUGAAACAGUCAAGAAGGACAAAUUUGUGAAAGAAAUAGAAGCGAAGAAGUUGAAAACGGAAAACGAGGAAAUUAAAGAGAACAUGAAGAACUUGGCUUAUGACAAAGACCAACUUUCUUCUGAAAAGAAGAAGCUUCAAGACGAAUAUGACCAACUCAUUAACUUGGUCUCAGCACACGAAGAUGAGACCAACAACUUGAAUGGUUCAAUCAAAAAAGACAGAACAGUUAAAGACAAGAAGAAAAUAGCAGAUUUGGAACAACAAGUACAAGACCUUGAAUAUAGACCAGUUGGGACUUCAAAUAUUGAUCAAACUGAGGUCAUCAAGAGAGACAACCAAAUUGCUGAUUUGGAGAAGGCAGUUGCUGCGUUGAAAGACCAGAACACUCAACUUGAUGCUGCUAAGAAGGAUAUGAAGAAGCAAUCUGUCGAAGACGCUUUGAAUAUUGAGAAUAAUGAAUCACAUAUAAAGGCACUUGAAGCACAAAAGAAGAUGGCUUUGGACAACAAAGCGGAGGCUGAGAAGACUGCCGCGGACCAAUCUGAUAGAAGAUGGAAGACCAAUGCACCAGCUUCAGUUGCUCAAGAAGAAGAGAAGAACAUGUUGAAUGCAAGAAUUGCUGGAAUUCAAGCCCAACCAGAUGAAGAAAGACAGAAACUUGACAGUGCAGAUGCUGCUCGAAAGGCUGCUGAGAGCAAAUUACAGGAAGUCCAGUUCAACUUAGAUGAAGCAAAUAACACUAAAGAGAAGUUGACUAAAAAGGCGAAUGACUUGACUGAUUUGGAGGAAAAGGACAAAAUGAUCAACGACUUGAAUGCUGAAGUCGACAAGGCACAGAAACAACUUGACACUGCAAAUGAUGACAAAGAUGGCAAUGAAGCGAUGAAACAGAAAUAUCAAGACGAAUUGAUGAGUGUUAGAACUGAACUUGAUCAAGAAAAGAAAGAUCACACUAAGACCCAAUUGAUUAAAGGCAAAUACGAGAAGGAUAUCGCUGAAAUCAUAGUCAGAGCUAAAACAUUUGAGAAGAAAGUCCAGAUGGCUGAACAAAGUCAAGACUAUGAAAAAUUAUAA